Hibiscus syriacus is the source of this 1306-nucleotide messenger RNA. RefSeq lists its product as uncharacterized. Bases 381 to 1094 code for a protein of 237 amino acids. The record is from RefSeq and is a predicted model, not a curated record. The transcript has a single exon. Lineage: Eukaryota; Viridiplantae; Streptophyta; Magnoliopsida; Malvales; Malvaceae.
UCAACAAAUUUUGUGAUAAAAGAAAUAAUUUUAGGAGAAAAGGACUCUUCCGUUGUCCCCUUUGUCUCUCUAUCCUCCCAAUAGCCGGCCUUUCUUAAAUUAUUUCAGUUAUAUUUCUAUUGCUCUUGAUAAUUCAAUCUCAAAUUCUCAAGUUGGGAUUGAAAGUUUCCGACUGUUGUUUUCUUUAAGGGAUUUAAUCAUUUGGAUUAUAAUUGAAGGAGCUCCUGCUCUUGAGGUGGAGAUAAUAAAGUUGUUUUCUUUUUGAUUUCUUUACGAGGUGGGUUUGGUGUUUAGGGUUGAAGGAAAAUUGAUAAGAGUUUCGAUUUUUGUUGAUUGGGUUCUCUUUGUUUCUGGAGUUAAAUUUAUGGGUUUGAUUUGAAAUGGUCUAUUUGCAUAGAUCAAUCUCAGUGUGCAACUCGGUUGACCAGGCUUCUCCUAUGGGAAAUUCUGGGAAUUCAAGUGAUUUCAUGAUGAACCCCAAACCAUCCAAACCGUCAUCGUCAAGGGCCAAUUUUUUUAAGAAACAAAAGGUAUCCAAUCCACCAAGUUGUUUGAAAAUCCCAUCUUGUGAGAGAUCAAGAUCUGCUGCCAUUGAUGUUGUCAUCUUAAUUGCUGUGAUUGCUGCUUUUGGAUUCUUAUUGUUUCCGACUAUAAAAUCCAUAUCUUUGAAAUUGUUUGAGUUCAUUGAAGUUGUCUUUUAUUUGGUUAAAGAUGAAAUGAUGAUAUCUCCGAUGGUAUACGGAUCUAUAGGACUUGGUUUUUCUUGUUCUGCAAUAGCUGCUUCGAUUUUGCUCCUUUGUACAACUAGGAAAUGUGGGAAACCUCACUGUAAGGGGCUCAGUAAGGCGACCGAAUUCGAUAUUCAGUUGGAAACCGAAGAAUGUGUUAAGAAUUCAAGCUCCACGCCUAAAGAUGGUGUUACUCGAGGACUUUUAGAAUUGCUGCACAACCGUCAUAAGGAAUUGGAAGCUGAGUUAAAGAGGAUGGCACCAGUUAACGGAAGAGCAGUGCUUAUUUUUCGAGCUAAAUGUGGAUGUUCGGUUGGCAGAUUGGAGGUUCCGGGGCCCAAGAAGAAAAGGAAGAUCAAGAAAUAGGAUUUCAGGAUACAAUAGAUAGAGAAUUAAAGCAAUAUAGAAAGUGGUCAUAAUGCAGAGAGGAGUGCCUUCUCAAGUUAGUUUAAUAUGAUACUAUGUUGUCUUUAAAUAAGCUUCUUAUAGCAAUAAGUUGUAAGGAUUAUAUACAUUCAGUUAUUGGGGGAAUAUAAUAACCCUUUCUUUCGUUUAUUUUAUUGCUAUUUUACUGAAAA